CCCAACCACCAUGGCCUCCAAAUCAUUCCUCUCCCUCCUUGUCGCCCUCUUCGUGGCCAUAUGCUUCGUCCUCUCCCCGGGCGUUGACGCCGCCAAGGGCCCUGUCAUCACCAACAAGGUCUACUUUGACAUUGAACAUGGUGGUAAGCCCCUCGGUCGAAUCGUCAUGGGUCUUUACGGCAAGACUGUGCCCAAGACUGCCGAGAACUUCCGUGCGCUUGCUACUGGUAAGAACUCUGAUGGGGAGGACCUUGGUUACGGCUAUGAGGGCUCUUCUUUCCACCGAAUUAUCAAGAACUUUAUGAUCCAGGGUGGUGACUUUACCAAGGGCGAUGGUACUGGCGGCAAGUCCAUUUACGGUAGCAAGUUCCCUGACGAGAACUUCAAGUUGAAGCACACCGGUCCCGGUGUUCUCUCCAUGGCCAACGCUGGCCGUGACACCAACGGAAGCCAGUUCUUCAUUUGCACUGUCAAGACAGCUUGGCUCGAUAACCGACACGUUGUCUUUGGUCAUGUUCUUGAGGGUAUGGACGUUGUUUAUGCUAUGGAAAACGUCAAGACCUCUCGAGGUGACAAGCCCGUUGAACCUAUUACCAUUGCCGCUUCUGGAGAGCUUCCUAUUGAGCAUGAGGUGGACGAGCAAGGCAACCAGGUACCUUUCCGCAUCGAGCUUUAAACAGCUUUUUUCAUCCAUUCCGAAAAGAAACAGAUUCUGAAGCUAUGCAUUUUCUCUUUCCCCCAUUUAUCCUCCUUCCCCCGUCCUUUAUUCUUCUGUUUCUCUUUGUUUUCUUAACAGGUCGACCCGGAUCAACCGGAAGGCACGGAUAUCAUCGACAAACCCGAGGAGACGUCGACAAAGGAAGAUGAAGUCCAGGAUGGCGUCGUCCCCGCGGAGGACUUGGACCUUCCUUCCUCUUCAGAGGCGGAAAUGGACAACGACAAUGGAGAUGAUGAAGAGGCCUACGCGACCAUCUCAUCGCCGGGCAAGUACUUUAUCUUCUUUGCGGCGUUUGUCAUCCUUCCUGUCGGUGCGGGGGUGUACUUUUACGGCGGAGGAAAGGAGAGGAUGAAAAAAUGGAAGUGGAACGGGUUGGGGCAGAGAAAGGGGAAAAAGUAUCAAAAGGUGGAGGAUGAGGAAAAGCUGUGACUGGUCCGCAGGAGUGCUUGCAGUUAAUAAGGUUAGAUGCGCGUUUUCCAUGUAUCUUGUUGCGUCGUGCGUUGUUGGUGUCUUUUC
Molecule: messenger RNA, 1234 nt
Organism: Cryptococcus deneoformans JEC21
Lineage: Eukaryota; Fungi; Basidiomycota; Tremellomycetes; Tremellales; Cryptococcaceae
Product: cyclophilin, putative
Exons: 8
Coding region: 11-676 (221 amino acids)
Biological process (GO): protein peptidyl-prolyl isomerization; protein folding
Cellular component (GO): fungal-type vacuole; endoplasmic reticulum
Molecular function (GO): peptidyl-prolyl cis-trans isomerase activity
Source: RefSeq, a predicted model, not a curated record